Messenger RNA from Helianthus annuus (common sunflower), 2477 nucleotides. RefSeq names its product cyclic nucleotide-gated ion channel 17. Gene Ontology annotation, biological process: potassium ion transport; transmembrane transport. The coding region runs from base 161 to 2368 and encodes 735 amino acids. The record is from RefSeq and is a predicted model, not a curated record. Lineage: Eukaryota; Viridiplantae; Streptophyta; Magnoliopsida; Asterales; Asteraceae. The transcript has 7 exons. Gene Ontology annotation, cellular component: membrane. Gene Ontology annotation, molecular function: voltage-gated potassium channel activity.
CUCUCUCUCUCUCUCUCUUUCAAAUUCCCAAAAUCUCGCGGGUUUUCUUGCAUUAUGAUUGAUCACUUCAUGCACAAAUGCAUACUUUCAAAUCCAUAAUAAAAAGGGUUUAAAUAUUCACCCAACACAAGUACAACCACCAAUUGUGAAUGAAAAAUGCAUGCUUUCCGUCUGGGUAUUGUUCUAUCUUCCCUCCAAAACUAAACCUUUGCUCCAAUUCAUCAUCAUGGACUUCAAGCAAAAGAAGCAAACCAGGUUUCGCAUCGGCGAAAAUAGAAAGUCAAAAUCUGACCGUCCAUUGCACAUUCCUGGUAACGAACGGCCUGAAGACAAGAUUUCAGUCCCAUCGGAUAAUGUUGGUAAAGGUAGAACAAUUCCAAGUUCAAGUCAUGUGGGUAUCAAAUUAGGGGAAUCCAGAAGUGAUCUAGAUGAAAAUAAUGGGUCAAAAGGAAAACGGAUACUGGAUCCUGGAAGUGAGGUUAUCCUAAAAUGGAACAGAAUUUUUCUUGUUUCUUGUGUAGUGUCACUUUUUGUGGACCCAUUGUUCUUUUAUGUUCCUUAUGUAGAAGCUAUGGGUAGUUCUCAGUGUAUGAUGCCUGAUUUGGUUGUUGGGGUUCUAGUUACAUGUUUGCGCACUAUUGCGGAUAUAUUUUAUACGUUGCAUAUAGUUUUAAAGUUCAGGACUGCUUAUAUUUCACCAUGUUCAAGACUGUUGGGUAGAGGUGAACUUGUUACGGAUCAAAAGAAGAUUGCACGUCGGUACUUGAAGUCGAGUUUCUUUAUUGAUCUUGUUGCAACAUUGCCCUUACCUCAGAUUGUCCUAUGGUUCACUCUUCCAGUUAUCAGAUCACCAGAUGAAGAUUGCACAACCAAUGCUUUAGUACUCAUUGUCCUCCUCCAAUAUAUUCCAAGACUUUAUCUUAUUUUUCCUUUGAGCUCUCAAAUUAUCAAAACUACAGGAGUCGUCACCAAAACCGUUUGGGCUGGGGUUGCGUAUAAUCUUGCGUUUUACAUCUUAGCAAGUCACUUUGUAGGAUCAUUAUGGUACUUGUUGUCAAUUGAAAGGCUUGCAACAUGUUGGACAUCUACUUGCAUACGUGAGGAUAAUGCAGUGAGAUGUUUACCUCAUUAUUUGAAGUGCGAGGAUCUACACGACCCUGCACAGAAGACAUGGGCCAAUAGUACACAACUUUAUAAAAUGUGUAGCAACACUAAAAGUUUUAAAUAUGGGCUAUUUGAAGAUGCUGUUGCAAAAGAUGUUUUUUCUUUCAAUCUUUUUCAGAAGUGCAGCUAUUGCUUAUGCUGGGGCCUACAGAACUUAAGCUCAUAUGGACAGACCUUAUCAACAACCGCAUUUAUUGGAGAAACAUUGUUUGCCAUACUCAUCGCCGUUGUGGGACUUGUAUUAUUUUCCCAUUUAAUAGGAAAUAUGCAGACGUACCUAAAAUCCAUCACUGCAAGGCUGGAGGAAUGGAGGCUUAGACGGCGAGACACAGAGUCAUGGAUGAGACAUAGACAGCUGCCUUGUGAUUUGCAAGAACGCGUUCGUAAGUUUGUACAGUACAAGUGGCUUGCAACUCGUGGUGUUGAUGAAGAAUCUAUUAUAUGUAGUUUGCCGAAAGAUCUCCGACGAGACAUCCAAUGCCACUUGUGUCUUGAUCUUGUUCGACGUGUCCCUUUUUUCUCUGAAAUGGAUGGUCAACUACUGGAUGCUAUAUGUGCACGUUUAGUGUCAUCACUAAGUACUCAAGGCACAUACAUAGUACGAGAAGGUGAUCCGGUAUCAGAGAUGCUUUUUAUCAUCAGAGGAAGACUCGAUAGUUCCACCACUAAUGGAGGUCGAACGGGCUUUUACAACUCGAUUACUUUAAGGCCCGGUGACUUUUGUGGAGAAGAGUUGCUCGAGUGGGCCUUACUACCAAAAUCCACUCUUAAUCUACCAUCUUCCACAAGAACAGUUAAAGCAUUAACUGAAGUUGAAGCUUUUGCUUUAAGCGCGGAGGAUCUAAAAUUAGUUGCUAAACAGUUCAGACGGUUACAUAGUAAAAAGCUUCAACAUACGUUCCGUUUUUACUCCUACCAUUGGAGAACAUGGGCUGCGUUUUUCAUUCAGGCGGCUUGGCGACGUGCUAAGAAGAGACGAAUGCAAUGGAGCCGCACCAUUAGUGAAUCAUCGCAUCAUGAUCAUGAAACUGAACAUCAUGAUAAUGCAUCAUCGUCCAGUUCGAAUUCGCUUAAUGUCACGAUGUUAGCUUCAAGAUUUGCUAGAAACACGAGGCGUGGAAUCUUGAAAACGAAAGAUGUAGAAUUGAUCAAGCUACAGAAACCAGAAGAACCUGACUUUUCUGCUGAUCCUGAGGAUGACUAGUUUUAAGUCACAUGAUACAUAUUACAUAGUUGUAAGUUGGUAUUGACAUAUCAAUUACUUUACUAUAUAUAGUGUGCCUAUAUGUAUGUGUGUAAAUAAUUAAACCCAU